AUGGCCGUUCCACUCCCUUUCCCAACGACGCCCUACCCCCGCCUCGACCGCCCCUACGACUACAACCACAUCCCCCGGCGCCAAAGCGGGAUGAAAGUCCUCGCUCUGGGAAUGCCCCGGACAGGGACCAUGUCCUUAUAUACCGCCCUCAACGAACUCGGCUACAGCUGCUACCACAUGGCCGAGGCCGCGCUCGAUCACCGCAACGGCUCCCUCAAGCAUUGGCAAGAGGCCAUUGUUGCGAAGUAUUAUGAUCUCGGAGAAGAGUACAAGCGGGAGGACUUUGAUAAGAUGCUUUGGCGGUAUGAUGUACGGACCCCUUGUGUUUCCCCUAUCCUCGCGAAUCUGUCUUAUAUCCCGUCAAUUCUCUUCGCCGAAGAACUCAUGGACGCAUACCCGCAUGCGCAAAUCAUCCUUAUAACACGCGACGUGGACGAGUGGCUGCCCUCGAUGGAGCGGGCAUUCUACAAGACAUACAUGCGCCCCUACAUGCACCUCCUCCGCACAACACUCAACAUCUGGACAGACCGGCACUGGAAAGACAAAGACCAGCUCGCGGCAACAUACAUUGCCCACAACGCGCUGGUCCGCGGGCAAGCCCAAAGGCGCGGGCGCAAGGUCCUCGAGUUCCACGUGCGCGACGGCUGGGGUCCGCUCUGCGAAUUCCUUGGUAAACCUAUCCCCGCGAAGCCGUUUCCGUGGGUGAAUCGGGGCGAUUUCAUUGCGCAGUAUCACUACAUUGGGUUUUGGAUUCGGGUGUUUUAUAUGCUGCGGCCGGUGCUGAUUUGGUUGCUGCUUGGGUUUGGGGUUUGGGGGGUUGUUGAUGGGUAUUUUGAGAAUUUUUAUGGGGUUAAUUCGGUUUUGUAG
Aspergillus calidoustus is the source of this 867-nucleotide messenger RNA. NCBI's taxonomy places the organism in Eukaryota, Fungi, Ascomycota, Eurotiomycetes, Eurotiales, Aspergillaceae. The record is from the annotation of a GenBank genome assembly.